This is a messenger RNA of Hyalella azteca, 1976 nucleotides long. RefSeq names its product elongation factor 1-alpha. The record is from RefSeq and is a predicted model, not a curated record. The transcript is spliced from 3 exons. Gene Ontology annotation, molecular function: translation elongation factor activity; GTPase activity; GTP binding. NCBI's taxonomy places the organism in Eukaryota, Metazoa, Arthropoda, Malacostraca, Amphipoda, Hyalellidae. Gene Ontology annotation, biological process: translational elongation; translation. The coding region runs from base 97 to 1485 and encodes 462 amino acids.
UGGCAUCGCCUCCUCUUUACCUCGGGCCGGUGCCGCGGUAGCUUCGCUCCUCUCCCUGCGAUCGCAUUUCAGGAAAUCAAGUAAAAAACACCAAAAAUGGGCAAGGAAAAGAUCCAUAUCUCCAUCGUCGUGGUGGGUCACGUAGACUCCGGUAAGUCCACCACCACCGGCCAUCUUAUCUACAAGUGCGGUGGCAUCGACAAACGUACCAUCGAGAAGUUCGAGAAGGAAGCCACUGAAAUGGGCAAGGGUUCCUUCAAGUACGCCUGGGUACUGGACAAGCUCAAGGCUGAGCGUGAGCGUGGUAUCACCAUUGAUAUCGCCUUGUGGAAGUUUGAGACCACGAAGUUCAUGGUCACCAUCAUUGAUGCCCCCGGCCAUCGUGAUUUCAUCAAGAACAUGAUCACGGGAACCUCCCAGGCUGAUUGCGCCGUGCUGAUCGUGGCUGCUGGUACUGGUGAAUUCGAAGCUGGCAUCUCGAAGAACGGACAAACUCGCGAGCACGUGCUGCUGUGCUUCACCCUCGGUGUCAAACAGAUGAUCGUAGCCGUGAACAAGAUGGACAGCACUGAGCCCAAGUACUCAGAAGAAAGGUUCAAGGAAAUCCACAAGGAAGUCUCUGCCUACGUUAAGAAAGUUGGUUAUAAUCCUGCCAUUGUUCCAAUUCUUCCAAUUUCCGGAUUCAACGGCGACAACAUGCUUGAGAGGUCCGACAAGAUGCCCUGGUGGAAGAAGCAGAAGAUCGAACGCAAGAGCGGCGCCUACGAGUUCGAGACUCUCUUCGAUGUUCUGGAUAACAUCGAGCCUCCCACUCGUCCCACCGAUAAGGCCCUCAGGCUUCCCCUGCAGGACGUCUACAAGAUUGGUGGCAUUGGCACGGUUCCCGUGGGCCGUGUUGAAACUGGAACUUUGAAGCCUGGUAUGGUGGUCACCUUCGCCCCAACUGGUCUUACCACUGAAGUCAAAUCAGUUGAAAUGCAUCACGAGGCUCUCGUCGAAGCUACACCAGGUGACAAUGUUGGCUUCAACGUCAAGAACGUGCCUGUCAAGGACUUGAAGCGCGGCUUUGUAACAUCGGACUCCAAAAAUGACGCAGCUAAGGCAGCGCAAGACUUCGUGGCCCAGGUGAUUGUGUUGAACCAUCCCGGUCAGAUCCAAGCCGGCUACUCGCCUGUGGUUGAUUGUCACACCGCUCACAUUGCGUGCAAGUUUGCAGAGCUCGUCACCAAGAUCGACAGGCGUACCGGCAAAGAAAUCGAGUCAAACCCCAAGGCCGUCAAGUCUGGGGACUCGUGCAUCGUAAAAAUGGUUCCCAGCAAGCCCAUGUGCGUAGAGUCGUUCCAGCAGUACCCACCCCUCGGUCGCUUCGCCGUGCGCGACAUGAAGCAAACUGUCGCCGUCGGUGUCAUCAAGGAGGUCAACAAGAAAGAGGCGUCUGGCGGUAAGACCACGAAGGCUGCCGAGAAAGCGCUCAAGAAGAAGUAACUAGUUGCUGAAGGCCAAUCAAAGAGCCCUCUUUCUUAUCACUUCCAAAUGCAGCCUCGUUUUAUUAUACUACGAACCUUGCAUAGGAAGUUCGUUAGAAGGAAAAACUGGCUGGCUUCUUCUGAGCGUCACCGAGCGAUUUGUUGUGGUGUGCAUCCUAGUUUCUUCACUGGCUAUUAUAUUUGUCAACAUCAGGGCUCACUAAGAUUUAAUAGGUUCAAGCCUAGCAAUGCUGUCUCGUCAUAAAAUGAAACUUUAGAUGCAUUUAUUUGUCUAUCGACAUGAUCUUUGUCGGAUAUGAAAGUAGUUGGUUGGAUUCAUCCCAAUUUGUGCUUGGUUUUGCAAGUUUUCUACGUUAAAUAUCGCUAACAAGUUUGCAUAGUAUUAAUUUAGAUUAACGAGUGACAGUUUACAUAAUUUGCGUUGAAUUCCUGUAAAUUCAUCAGCUGAUCAAUAAAUGCUUCCCCUCGGCGGUCGCUCUAGAAGUGAAA